This is a messenger RNA of Parathielavia appendiculata, 815 nucleotides long. RefSeq lists its product as uncharacterized. NCBI's taxonomy places the organism in Eukaryota, Fungi, Ascomycota, Sordariomycetes, Sordariales, Chaetomiaceae. The transcript has a single exon. The record is from RefSeq and is a predicted model, not a curated record. The coding region runs from base 242 to 697 and encodes 151 amino acids.
GUGAGAGAUUAGAGCAGUGGCGGGUCCUCAUUGCAGCUGCACAACGACGAGACCGAGCCAAUGAUCAGCAUCGUGUGGACAGCUCCUCGAAGCUGUGACUCUUCGCCGACCUCGCCAAGACCAAGCAGCCAUUUCCACUUGGAACGAAGUCCGCCAGCAACAUAAUCCAAGAUGGUAGAAGCAAAAGAACAAGUGAGUCACGCUUGCAGGUUUGAGUUGUGCAUUCAAGUACGCAGAGUACAUGGAUACCAGGCACUCACUCAUCUAUUACGCCGCUGAAAGCGAACACCGCGUUGAAGAACCACUUAUGGAAAUCAUUUUGCUCACCGAGGCAUUUAGGCUCGACGGAUCGUCGAUAACCAGAGCAACCUGGAAGACGAAGAGUGUGGAGGAAACCUGCAAUGGAUACCGAGAUGAAGUCAUGAAACGAGUGGAGUGGUUAACUUACACUAUCAACUCCGCUACGUGUCUGCAUAUUCGACUCUUGCAGGAUUCUCGUACAAGUAUUCGCAGAAGCUUCAACAAAGAUAUCCCUUCGAAACAUGGCUUAACAGGCGCAGACAAAGGUUGUGAAGAGAAAUGGUUUGGGCAACCUGAUAUGCAACAAACCUCAUCACAUCGCUUCAGAAGAAAAUUCUUGGGUUCCCCAGUUCUACCCCGGCAUCGGCUAACGGUUGAACUAGGCUUGGCACGCUAACGAUAAUCGUGUACGCUAAGCUCUUUGCACCAAGUCUCCCUGGAACGAUUCAAAAGGAGGAAGCAGCCAGGGCACUGCCGGUGGGGAUCCAAGCAUGGCCAGUUCUGGAAUGUCGACA